Budorcas taxicolor (takin) is the source of this 2632-nucleotide messenger RNA. RefSeq names its product WD repeat-containing protein 62-like. The transcript has 16 exons. The annotation marks the transcript as partial. Gene Ontology annotation, biological process: regulation of mitotic cell cycle; mitotic spindle organization; neurogenesis. NCBI's taxonomy places the organism in Eukaryota, Metazoa, Chordata, Mammalia, Artiodactyla, Bovidae. Gene Ontology annotation, molecular function: protein binding. The record is from RefSeq and is a predicted model, not a curated record. Gene Ontology annotation, cellular component: mitotic spindle.
CCUCUGGGAAGAAGGAGGCCACUCCGGUGUCACGUGGGCGCUCUUCUCGGCAGGUCCACGUGGACCCCUCCGGCACCUUCCUGGCCACGAGCUGCUCUGACAAAAGCAUCUCAGUGAUUGACUUCUACUCAGGCGAGUGUGUUGCCAAGAUGUUUGGCCAUUCAGAAAUUGUCACCGGCAUGAAGUUCACCUAUGAUUGCCGUCACUUGAUCACCGUGUCGGGAGACAGCUGUGUCUUCAUCUGGCACCUGGGCCCUGAGAUCACCAACUGCAUGAAGCAGCACUUGCUGGAGAUCGACCACCGGGAGCAGCAGCAGCAGAACACAAAGGACGGCGCAUGGAGCGCCCACCCCAGACAGGAGAUAUAUGCAUCCGUGCCUAGUGAGAUUUGCUCCCUGAGCCCUGGAGAGCAGACGGAGGAUGAGCUGGAGGAAGAAUGUGAAUCUGAAGAGUUGCUGAAGACCCCAUCCAAGGAGAGCUUGGAUCCAGAUCCUCAGUGCCUGCUGACCAACGGCAAGCUGCCGCUCUGGGCGAAGCGGCUGCUAGGAGAUGACGACGCCGCAGACAGCACAGCCUUCCAUGCCAGGCGCAGCUACCAGCCGCAUGGCCGCUGGGCAGAGCGGGCUGACCAGGAGCCUCUUAAGACCAUCCUGGAUGCCAGGGACCUGGACUGCUACUUCACCCCCAUGAAGCCCGAGAGCCUGGAGGAUUCCAUCCUGGAUGCGAUGGAGUCACAGAGACUGGCAGGCCUGCUGAGCGAGUCCGAGAAUCCCCAGGAGGAUGGCUGCGGGCACCCUUCCUUGUCACCCCCACAGCGAGAGUCUUCUGAGGCCAGCGAGCUCAUCACCUGCCCCCCGGAGACAGAGGUGACAGUCACAGGGAGGGACAGUGAGUACUGUGCGGAGGAGGUAGUGGAGGCGCGCGGAGACCAGCAAGGGAACCCCUUCCUCCCGGUCCCCUCAAUCGGCUCGAAGGACCGGAGUCCACCUGAGGACUCAGGGGAGUCAGAGGCUGACUUGGAGUGCAGCUUCACCACCAUCCAUUCCUCUCCUCCACAGCCAGACCCAGAACCUCAGUUUGACACAAUGCCCCCCAUACCAGGAUGCCCAGGGACUGCAGGAGAGUUGCCCAGGCCCGAGGUGCCAGGCAUAUCCAACAGCUCCCUGCCCCAGACCCCUGAGCAAGAGAAGUUCCUCCGCCACCACUUCGAGACGCUUACUGAUGCCCACCCUGAGGAGCUCUUCCUCGGAUCCCUGAGAGACCUGAAAGCCCCUGAGACCGAGGAUGACUUCUUCAACCCCCGACUGAGCAUCUCAGCCCAGUUCCUCUCCCGCCUUCAGAAGACAUCCAGGUUUCCCCACACCUUCCCUUCCCGACUUCCCCGGCACCUCGUGAAGUCCUCAGAGGUCAGACUCACGGACCUCCAGGGCGAGCCCCCAAGAGUGGGUGCUGGCUCCACCUCCCCAGUCAGGACCAACGUUGUUCCUGGAGGAAAGGCUGAGGAGACGCUGGAGGUGUGGGCCCCACUGUCCCCCUGCCUCACGGGCCUGGCGCCCUGCAUCCCCUCCUCCUCUGCGCUGCCCACAGACAAGAAGCCACCAGCACCCACAGCCCUACCCGCUGCAGGCCUGGCUCACGGUGUCCACACCCCCACCACCCGCUCCCACAUGGAGGCCACUGCCAGUUCCCAUGCCAAGAUGUCCCGCAGCAUUUCCCUGGAGGAGCUGGCCUCCCUGAGCCAGGAGUGCCAGGCUGUCACCACUACAGUGACACACAGUUCUGACAGCGAGGGCCGAGAACCUGCCCUGCCCUCCCGGGGCAACCAUGAGGCCCGCGCCAGCCUGAAACUCAGCCUGUCAAGCAUCUGUGACAGGCUCUUGCUGCCCCCACCCCAACUGGAGCCUCCCACCACGUGUGUCUGGUCCCAGGAGCCUGUGGACACCGAGUGCAAUGUCACUGUUACGACAGAUGGUUUCCCAGCCCACAGCCCUGCAGAUGGGAUCACCUCGAGGCUGCACAAGUCCGCCUUUCUCCCAAGGUUCCUGGCCCCUGUGCACCUCGAUACGCCUGUCCUCCCCGACAGUCCCCCGCUCCCAGAGGCCAGGCCUCGGGUGCUUGGCAGCAUCGCCUCUCUCCGGGAGCCCAGCCCUGAAGUGCCCAGUCCAGUCCAGGACUGCCCUGGACACUGGGAGGACCCCAGGGCGCCAACCAGCUUCCUGCCCCCAGACCCCCUGGAGCUGAGCAAUGUGGGGACUGUCGUGCACAGACUGCAGGCUGCCUUCCAGGAAGCCCUGGACCUUUACCACCUGAUGGUCUCCAGUGAUGAGGUGAACGCCGAACAGCGGCAGGCACAAACUGAGCUGGCCUCCACUUUCCUCUGGAUCCACAGCCAGUUAGAGGCUAGUGACUGGCUGGUGGGGACGGAUGUGGCCACAGCCCAGGCCCCGCCCAGCCCAGGUGCUCCCUCCCCGCCUACCCUGUGCCCCCUGGCCAGCCCGGAUUUGCGUGCCCUGCUGGAACACUACUCAGAGCUGCUGGUGCAGGCCGUGAGGAGGAAGGCGCGUGGGGACUGAGGGCCAGCAACCUCUCCGCCGCAGCCCUGUGUUUCUGAGGAAAUAGGUAUUUUAAGCAA